Molecule: messenger RNA, 3182 nt
Organism: Menidia menidia (Atlantic silverside)
Lineage: Eukaryota; Metazoa; Chordata; Actinopteri; Atheriniformes; Atherinopsidae
Source: the annotation of a GenBank genome assembly
ACCCCAUAAAAAUAAGUGGUUAUGAAAAUGGAUGGAUGAAUCUUUAGCAGACUUGACUACUGUACUAUUAAUGUCUAGCUGCUGUUAGACUCCUAACCGGACAUCCAGAAAAACUGGGCUGAUAACUCAUAUUCUGAGGUCAGUUAGUUGUACAUGUAUGGAAAAAACUGGAUAUUAAAUGGGCUCUAACUCCGGACACAUUUUAAAAUUUGAACUGAAGCUACUGUUUCCCAGGGCCUUUCUUUAAUGGAGAUUAACUGAACUGUUUUUACGUUUUCUUAAUUCUGAACUAUUUAUAUCUAAUAAAUAGUUUAAAUUGUCAAGGAGUUUAUUCGAUCUUUGUGAAGCACUAUUCCGAACUAAAGGUAGGAAAAAGGCGAGUUUUGAAAUGCUGCCUCCUUGUGGUCGCUUCCCUCCAUUGCACCCCUCCAAACCUCAGCAAGGUGGUAUCUCCCACUCGUGAACUCAACAUGGAGGCGCAGUAAACAGCAAGAGUCACCGCCUUAGGCCCCGAAGAGGCGAUGCAGGACCUGACAGCGAUGCAAACCAGCUAAGGCUGCCCACAUCUGCGCCGGGGAAGAAACGCUUUUUAAUCAGCAGAGCCCAAUGGAGAGUGGACCGGUCAUUGGGGUGUACGGAGAGGUCAGCAGCCUCCCGACGCCGGUUUCGGCCCAUGUGGGAGAGGAGCAGCUCCCAGAGGCCCGCCUCUACACGGUGACAGCAGAGUGGAUUCAGAGUGAUUUGGUCCGAGGCUCCAGGCUUCGUUACGCACAGCGGUGGACUCUUAUCGCCGAUAGCAACAACCACAAAAACAUCAGGACUGUCCUCCCAUCAGGACCAUGCACAUCAGUGUCUGGAGAGUUACUGAGUGGCUUUUCUCCCAUUAAAAGCCUGAGGGCUGUCAUCAGGGAAACGGGCAGCCACCAACUCCUAGAGAUAUGGGACUGCCAUGGCCUCAGAAAAUGCCUCAACCUGACUGUUCUGAACAUACACGGCAGAGUGUAUGAUGAUGCCCAGUUUGGCUGUCUGUCAUGGUCGGAGUGUGAGAACAAACUGCUGUACAUAGCUGAGAAGAGCAGGAACCCUUUAACAGAAAGACAAGACAAAGAAUCCGCUCCCAGAGAAGUACAAACCAUCACAAACAAACGCACACAAACUCAGAAGUGGAGUCGGUCAUCUUUAAGAGGAGGGCUUGUGUCCAAACAGGACAGGAGCGUGUACCGUGAGGACUGGGGCGAGGCUCUGGCAGACAGGAGCGUCCCGGUGAUUUGUGUGGUGGAUCUGAACAGCGGCGCGGUCAGCGUGUUACAGGGCGUCCCGCUGGACGUCUCACCUGGACAGGCUCUGUGGGCUCCCGGCAGUCAGUCUGUGUUUUUUGUCGGCUGGUACCAUGAACCCUUCAGACUUGGACUGAGGUUCUGCUCCAACCGCAGGUCUGCUUUGUUCAAGCUUGGCCUGAAUGGACACUGUGAAUGCCUCUCGGGGGACAAUCUGUCAGUGUCCUGUCCGAGGCUGAGUCCGGACGGGUCGGCGUUGAUCUACCUGCAGGGGAAAGUGUUCGGCCCCCACAGCCAGUGCCUGGGGCUGCAGCAGGUACCCAGGGCCCGUGUGUGGUGGAACGUUAACUGUGCACAGUUGGACCUGAAGAGCGGCCGGACCUCCACGCUGCUGGAUGUUGUCAGUAGAGCUCGUCCUGGUGAGUUUGCGGGGGUGUAUGAGGCUCUUCCGUCCGGCUGCUGGUCAGCAGACAGUCAGAGGGUGGUGUUCAGCAGCGCCUGCAGGAACUGGAAGGUGAAGGCUUCGGUCCGGCACACACGGGCUCAGCCGAGCUGGAAGAGCUCAUUCACUCCUCCGUCUGGGUUUCAGGAUCUCUUUAUGGUCGACAGAAGAUCGAAGAAAGUCACAUCCCUCUCUGAUAAUUUCUGCGAUCCUUCCGGAGGUUUCGGCUGCUGGAAGCUGCUGACGGUCCAGAGGGACCUGAUGAUAGUCUGCUGCUCCAGCCCCAGCACGCCCCCCACCCUGAUGGUGGGCUUCCUCCCGUCGGCGGGCGAGGCGGUCAUCUGGAGAACUCUGCAGCGGCCUGCCUCCACCUUUGACUUCCACUGGAAAACCUUAGACGUCACGCCUCCGCCAGAGGAGGACCACAAACAGUAUGGCAGUGCACCCAUCUCCAUGCUGAAGCUCUCUGCAUUUCUGUCUCAUGAAGCCGGUUUAGACUUCGGGGCGGUGCUGGUCAAACCGGCCCAUCACCUUUGUGAUGGCAGAGUUCCUCUGGUCGUCUUCAUCCAUGGGGGGCCCCACUCUCAGUUCCCCGCUGAGUGGAACUGCACCACGGCGGGGUUGGUUCAGCUCGGCUUUGCUGUGCUUAUGGUGAAUUACCGGGGAUCAACAGGGUUUGGCCAGGACAGCAUCUUGUCCUUGAUUGGUCAGAUCGGGAGUCAGGAUGUCAAAGACGUGCAGCGGGCUGUGCUCACUGCACUGCAGAGCGACACGACCCUUGACCCUAAACGGCUGGCAGUGAUUGGCGGUUCUCACGGCGGCUUCCUGUCCUGUCAUCUACUGGGUCAGUACCCAGAGGUCUACAAGGUGUGUGCCGCCAGGAACCCCGUCAUCAACGCUGCUACGCUACUCGGAACCAGCGACAUCGUGGACUGGCGAUACUCAAGUGCAGGAUUUCAGUUCUCUUAUGACAACAUACCCACUGCGGAGACCCUGGCCUCCAUGUUGGAGAAGUCGCCCAUCACGCAUGCCGCCCAGAUCAGGGCUCCUGUGCUGCUGAUGCUGGGUGGCAAAGACAGGCGAGUGUCUCCUCACCAGGGUCUGGAGCUUUACAAAGUGCUGAAGAGCAGAGGUUCCCCUGUCAGGUUGCUGUGGUUUCCAGAGGAUGGGCACUCUCUGUCCAGAGUGGACACGCAGACGGACUGCUUCCUCAACACCGUGCUGUGGCUGCACCAGCACCUCUGAAGCCACGACGGCAGCCACUCGCAUCGGGAUGAAACUCCUGCCGCUACUGAACAUGUCCAGAAUGAGACUGAACGGAUUUGUGAUGACAAUUUCAACAUUUCUGCACAAAACUGCCUUUCUGAUAACAAAUACACCUUCUUUGUAUUAGAGUACUGCCUAUAUUUGUAAAGAAAAAGAAAAAUCCCAGUGAAUACACGUAAUAAAGACAAUUUAAACAA